Adineta ricciae is the source of this 3783-nucleotide messenger RNA. NCBI's taxonomy places the organism in Eukaryota, Metazoa, Rotifera, Eurotatoria, Adinetida, Adinetidae. The record is from the annotation of a GenBank genome assembly.
AUGGAUCAACAAUUUAUAUUAAAUAAUAAAUUACCUCUGGUAACUAAUUCUAUUGAUAAGAUUUUAAAUUUAUCCAGAUUAUUUUUAUCAAAUAAUGAUAUGGAAACUUAUUAUCAUUUGAUUAAUUUAAAUUGGCAUGAGAAAUAUUCCAUUUAUUUAUCAAUCAAUUCUUAUCCGAAAAAUCUUUCAAAAUCUCGAAUAAAUCAAUUAAGAUAUUUUCGCUUUGAAAAUCAUCAAAAAUUAAAUUUAUUUUCUGAUUCUUUUGAAAUUCAUCAUUCUUUCGCACGAUUAAAUCAAAAUCUAUUUCAAUUAAAACGAACAAUACAUGAAUCUUUUCAUAAAACAAAUCCAAAAAAUUCUCAAUUAAUUCGAGUUCAUAAUCUCCUUCGAAAUCUUUCGAUGUCAUCAACAGAUUCAUUAGCAUUAAAAUCACAUCAUCAUACAAAUCCAUCACGAGAUGGAGGAUUAAAUAUUGAGAAGAAGAAAAUCUUAGAAAUUGAAAAUACGAAUUUUAAGAAAAAAACAGAAAUUAAAACUCGAGAAGAAAAUUUGAUUUAUUCAACAAAAAAACCUUCAUCGCCACAUCAAGUUCAAAUUCAUCAACCAAAUCAAUCAUCAAUUUCGAAUAAUCGUUUGGAAAGUAUUCGUGUUAGUGUGAGUUCAUCACCAUAUGAAAAUGAAUUUAUCCAAAAGAUUCAAACAAUUUCUCCAACAAAAUCUUCAAUUGAAGAAAAUAUCGAACAACCGAUUUAUCAUCGUCCACUUUUAGCUUUAUUAAAUCAAGAAAAAGCUUUGAAAGAAUCAUCAACAAAUAUUUUACCACCCAAAUCUUUUCUUCCUUUUCAACCAAAAGUUCUUCAUAAACAAUUUCAAGAACCAAUUAAUAAUUUCGAAUGUUCAACAUCAAGUCCAACAAAUGUUCGUCGAAAUGGAAUAACACGAAGUCAUACAAUUCCUAAACCAACUGAUUUGAUAAAUACAGAUUUUAAAGGAAUAUCGUCUAAUGAUAGUUUAACAUGUCAAUCAACACCUCAUUUAAUUCCAUCUGAUCAAUCAAAUUUAACAAUCGAACAUAAUUCAACAUUAUCAACAAGUAUUCCUAGUUUAAAUAGUACAUCAAUUUCUAAUGGAACUCCUCCUACAUCAAAUGUCACAAUUGAUGACAAAAAUGAGGCUAAGAGAAAAGCAAUUGCUUUGCAAAUGUACGAUACAGAGAAAUCUUAUGUUGAAGCAUUGAAAAAUCUUGUUACGAAAUAUUAUUUACCAAUGAAAGAUAAAAAUAUCGUUUCGAAUGAUCUGAUCAAUGAUAUUUUCUACAAAAUUCCCGAAAUUCAUAUUCAUCAUACCGCAUUUCUAAUUUCCCUUUCUCAAAAAUUAACUCAAUGGGAUAAUAAACAAACCGUUGGCGAUCUUUUAUUACAAAUGUUCACUCGAAUGUCAGUGAUUGAAACUUAUACAAGUUUUGUUAAUAAUUAUAAAACAAGUCAAAUGGCAAUUGGAACUUGUCGUGAAAUGUCAUCAUUUAAUAAAUUUCUUGAACAACAAGCACGUGAUCAUCGUGGUAAAUUAACAUUACAUGAUUUAUUAAUACAACCGGUGCAACGAAUUCCACGAUAUGAAUUAUAUUUAAAAGAUUUUCUUAAAUGUACAAAUAUAAAUCAUCCAGAUUAUCAAUUGAUGCUUAAAGCACAAUUAGAAAUUCAUUCAUUAGCUGAACAAAUUGAUCAAGUUCAAAAAGAAGUUGGAUCAACUGAAUUAAAUUUGAAUAAAAAUGCUUUGGAAACUCUUCAAGAUUUGAUUGAGAAUUUAAAAGAUUUAGUUAAUGAUGAAAGAUAUUAUAUUUCAUAUGAUAUUGUAACUAUUCAAUCAGCAUCAGGUUUCAAAAAAGAUCGAGGAAUUUUUCUCUUCAAUGAUUUAAUGAUCAUCACAAGUUCAAAACGAAGAAACGUUUCAUCAACAAAAAAAUCAACCAAUUCAUUUAUUGUAAAUUCACCAUCGGGAAAACAAUACAUUGAAAACAAUAAACAUAAAUUAAUUAUGAAAAUCUCAAUUGAAAACAUUGAACUAGCUUCAUAUCAUUUGAAAAAAUCUCGUUCGUCAAUAUCAACUCCACCGUCAUUGAAAAAAUCUCAUUCAUUGACAAGUACAUUAACGGACAAUAAACGUCAUUUCGAAGAAGAUUUAAUAACACUGGGACAAAUCUCUGAUUUAUCUCGAACAAUCACAGUUUCUCAUCAACAAUUAGAUGAUUCAAUAAAAGAAACAGUUGAAAUUGUAAAUAAACAUUUACUUGAUGAAACGACUAGUUUACGAAAAGCAAGUCCCGAACCAUCGAAUAUUUCGGAGGAAAAAUCAACGAAUAUUCAAUUAAUUUUAACUACAAAUGAUUCUACAGAAACAAUUAAUGUGAUAUUUUCAACAAUUGAACAAAAAACUUUGUGGGAAAACAAUUUUCUCGACGCAAAAAAGAUUCUUUUUGAAAAUCUAACUGGACGACGAAAUUUAACUUUUGAACACGCUUUAACUCUUCCUCAUCAUCGACCAGGAAGUCAAUACACUUGUGGAAUUAUUCGUCCAUAUCUCAAUGAAAUUUGUUUAUGUAACACGGAAGGUGAAAUCUGUUUAAUUAAUUAUGAAUCUGAUUUAACAGUGAAAAGUUUGAAUUCAAUUGCAACAUCGAAGAUUAAUUGUAUUUGUUAUGUUCCUUUUAAUGAUAUGGGAGACAAAUCAUUACUUUUAAAAACAAAUUUAAAUUCAAAUGAAUCUUUGGAUUUUGAUUCGAGUGAUGAUGAACAAGAAUCUCUUCAUCAAUCAACAAUUCAACAUGAUUAUUCAAAUGAUAUGAUUUGGAUUGGAACUAUUCAUGGAGAAUUAUUUAUUUAUGAUUGUUCACAGACAAUGAAAGAUUUUGGAAGAAAAAAUCGAAUUAUUAAACAAUUUCAUUCGUCAAUUCAUUCAAUUCUAUAUUUUGAAGAUAAAGUCUUUUUGGCAUUAAAUCAUGGUCAAUUAGCUGUUUUCAAACGAGAUAUCAAUCAACAAUGGGAUUUGGAUAAUCCAAUUAUUGAAAGUAUUGAUGAAAAUAAUGAAAUAUCAAAUCAAACGUUAAAUGAAUAUUCUGAUGAAGAUUCGAAUGAUCCAAUUUCAGUUAUGACAAUUGCUGCUGGGAAACUUUGGUGUGCAUUACGUGAUCGAAUCUUCAUUCUUUGUACAAAUUCAUUACAAAUUCAACAUUCAUUUAUUGUUGAUGAUUGUCAUCGACAUAUUCAUUGUAUGGUUACAGGUGGAUCAUUAAUGCAUCAUGUUUGGAUAACAUCACAAGGUUCACAUGAAAUUCGUCUUUAUCAUGCAACGAAUUUAAAUUGUUUAUUUGAAACAAGUAUUCGAACAAUUGUCGCACAAAAAUUACAAAUUUGUGAUGAUAUUAUUCGUGCACAUAAAUUAGGUUGUCUUCAUAUUAGUACAUUGAAUAUUUGUAAAGAAACUUUAUGGAUUGGAACAAGUGCUGGAAUUCUUCUUAAUUUAACAAUUCCACAAUUAGUUGAUAAUUUAUCGAUUCAUGGAACAAAUAAAUUCAAUUUGAAUUCAAUUCAAUUGAAAAGUUUAUCUUAUGGUCAUGUUGGUCCUGUGAGAUUUUGUCUUUCAAUGGACAAAUUCAAUUUUCGAAAUGAAAAUUUCAAACGAUUUCUCAUGACAAUUGGAGAUGGAUUCGAUGAUUAUCAGAAUUUGGAUGAGAAUUUAGGAAAAGAUGAUGCUCUUGCGCAUUUAAUUCUUUGGCAAUUCUAA